Messenger RNA from Colletotrichum navitas, 2894 nucleotides. RefSeq names its product elongation factor Tu GTP binding domain-containing protein. Gene Ontology annotation, biological process: translation; translational elongation. The coding region runs from base 237 to 2738 and encodes 833 amino acids. Lineage: Eukaryota; Fungi; Ascomycota; Sordariomycetes; Glomerellales; Glomerellaceae. Gene Ontology annotation, molecular function: GTP binding; translation elongation factor activity; GTPase activity. The record is from RefSeq and is a predicted model, not a curated record. The transcript has 3 exons.
UCCCACUCCAUGACCAGUGCAGGUGCCGUCAUUUACAAGUUUCCAACUACCACAGCAAAGAAGUCCGAGUCACAACUUUCAGUGCAUCACUCACCCGAUAGAAAACCCCGAUCUGGUACGGAAUGCAAUAACGAUUCUGAUUCCUUCCGAUUCCGAGAAUUUCUGUUCACGACAUCCCCAAACUCUCGCCACUUUCCCAGUCGCGCCAGUCUCAGGAGAGUCCUACCGUACUCAAAAUGUCGCGCCACCAGGCAGUCCGCAACCUUGACUAUGAGGAGGCUCUUGACGAGUAUGAAGGCGAGGACGACUUUGAGGAGAACGAGGCCGAUCAGCUAAGCCCCGAGGAUCGCGAAGCUAUGAACGUAGGGACCGCAACAGUGCAAAGCGCACUCGGUCCUGACGGCGACAAAGUGACUGUGCAGCAAAUCCAGGAUGCGCUGUGGUACUAUUACUACGAUAUCGAUAAGACGGUGUCUUACUUGCAGAAGAAGUUUAUUGCACCACCGCCAGCCCCAAAACAGGAGCCCAAGAAGGCCAAGGAUGGUAAGUUACAUUUCUAUACGCAUGUUACUCAUGUUUCAUGUCAGGCAGCGGCAGGAGCAGAAAUUGAGUGUUCGGCAGAUGGUUUUGGUCUUGGGGGCAUCAAUGGUGAGAUUGCGGAUUACGACACGACAUCGACUUCAGAGUAUCCCAUUCGGAGGGUGGCCUCUCUAUCCCCGUCUUCCUUUUUUCAUGGAAUAUCUUGGAUCAACGUGCCCAGCAACCGAACGGCUGUCUUUGUUCCACCCCGUCCUCUCCCAGGUGGCCUGCUUGGUGGCGGCGAAGGUCCUAAGCUUUCCAAACUGCAGGCAUUGGCUGCAGCGCGGAAGAAGAAGACGGCGGACGCGAAAAGGCCAGACGAUCAAGUUGAUCGAGCGGAGAAGAGAAUGUCGACUUUGGCCCUUGACGAGACCUCAAAGGAAACUCAGAGAUCUGGUUCGAGCAUUCUUUCCAAACGACAGAAGCUGGCGGAAGGCUCUACCUCGGGAUCUCGAACUUCAACGCCUGUCUCGCAACCGCAACAAGACAAAGCUGCCCCAAACCCGGUCGGCAUGGACCUUGGCCAGUCCCGUACUUCGUCUGCUGGAGGUGGGGAGGAGGCUGAGGAUGACCGUCUCGUGGUGUCAUCAAUAAGACCAUCUGCCUUCGCUCAGACACUUUUUGGACCUGCUCAUAAUGCUGCCGCCGCCACCCCAACCUAUACUCUGCCGUACAUGGACUCUUCCACCUUUGUCCCUAGUGCUUUUUCCCAGCCGAGCCCUGAUGACAUCGUACUCGCUGCUCAGGCGAAAGCGGGCACCAAGUUCGACGCUGCUGCUGCCAAGAGCGCCACCAAGAAAGUCGUCACCAAACCGACAGGUUCCCAGACACCUACUGGAGAGAUGAAGCAGCUUCAACUCGACGAUUCGGCGGCACCGAAAAACAAGAAGCUGGAUGUUCUCAAGGAGUUCGAAAAGAGCGAGAACAAGAGAAGCGCCAGCUUCGUGGUAGUCGGCCACGUCGAUGCCGGAAAAAGUACCCUGAUGGGCAGGCUGUUGUUGGAGUUGAAAUAUAUUGAACAGCACCUCAUCGAUCGCUACCGACGACAGGGCGAGAAGAUUGGAAAGUCGUCAUUUGCCCUUGCAUGGGUGAUGGAUCAGCGAGAAGAAGAGCGUGAGCGGGGUGUGACCAUUGACAUCGCUACGAAUCAGUUCGAAACGGAUAAGACACGAUUUACUAUCCUCGACGCCCCGGGCCACAGAGACUUCGUACCCAACAUGAUUGCAGGAGCCAGCCAGGCAGAUUUUGCGAUCCUCGUCAUCGACGCUAAUACGGGAGCCUUCGAGAGGGGCUUGAAAGGGCAGACCAGAGAGCAUGCUCUUCUGCUGAGAAGUCUGGGCGUGCAAAGAGUCAUUGUUGCUGUCAAUAAGCUUGACAUGGUUGGCUGGUCAAAAGAUCGAUUCGAUGAGAUCGCGGAGCAAGUCACCGGGUUCAUGAAGGGCAACGGGUUUCAGCUUCAGAACGUCACCUUUGUGCCCAUAUCCGGACUGAGUGGUGCCAACCUAGUGCAGCGGCCGGAUGAUGAAGGUCUUUCAUGGUACAAAGGGCCAACAUUGAUUGAGGCUCUGGAAGAUUCUGAUCCGAUGACGAGGGCGCUCGAAAAGCCUUUCCGGAUGUCGGUUUCGGAAAUCUACAGGACACAACAGAGCCAACUCACUGUGGCUGGUCGGAUAGAGUCGGGCACGGUACAGAAUGGCGAAUCGUUGAUUGUUCAGCCGAGCGGAGAGGCAGCGUCAAUACGAUCAAUCGAAGUGGAUGGCGAGGUACAGGACUGGGCUGUGGCAGGACAGAACGUCAACAUUGGCCUGUACGGCAUCGACCCGAUCCAUGUGCGCGUGGGCGACAUCAUCAGCACCAAGGCGGCGCCUAUCGAGACGAGCGACACCCUGACGAUGAAGGUGCUGGCUUUUGACCACUUGAUGCCGAUGCCUGUGGACGUUCAUCGCGGCCGGUUGCAUGCGGCGGGCAGAGUGGGGGCGAUUCCAGCUGUGCUGGACAAGCUGACGGGGGCGACGGUGAAGAAGAACCCUAAGAUCGUGCAGCCUGGCAAGGUUGCGCGGGUCGUGGUCAAGUUGGAGUCCAAGGUGCCGUUGGAGGCGGGGCAGCGGGUGGUGCUAAGAAGUGGCGGAGAGACAAUCGCUGCAGGGCUGUUGGAGUAAACGGUGCAGAUAUCAACAAAAAGCAACAUGGCAUGGUCCUUAAAUAAGGAUUUUUAAAAGGAUGUGGUGAUGACCGUGACACGAUACUUGCAAGCAUGGGCCCGCGAAAGAGUGCUCGCAUUGAAGCUCGAUUAGAGUUGGGUAACGAAGAUAGAG